CCAAGUGUGCUUGGCUGGCUUUGCCCUCCAGCCUCGUCCUCCUUGAUGAUAAGACAACUAAGGUGUCUUUGACUUACGUUGUUUGAAUUCCCUGUUUGUUCUGGGCUUAAAACAAACCCUCCUUCUUCCUUUUUCUCAACCACCUUCUCCCUAGAACCCUCAGGUUCUUAACUCACACUGCAUUUCUAGAUCCUUCCAAUAAGGAGGUUGCAGCUUCCCAUUUCUUUGAUUAAACAACUUUAACAAAGAAUUCACGGAUAAGGCAGCUCUCGUGGAGGCAGCUAAGGCGAGGCUGGAGAGCGCAGAGCCGUGCAUCGUGCCUUGCACUGCCCAGACUAGCGAACAAUACGGUCAGGAUGGCUAAAGGUGAUCCCAAGAAACCAAAGGGCAAGGUGUCUGCUUAUGCCGUCUUUGUGUAGACGUGCAGAGAGGAACAUAAGAAGAAAAACCCAGAGGCCCCUGUCAAUUUUGCAGAAUUUUCCAAGAAGUGCUCUGAGAGGUGGAAGACAAUGUCUGAGAAAGAGAAAUCUAAAUUUGAUGAAAUGGCAAAGGCAGAUAAAGUGCGCUAUGAUUGGGAAAUGAAGGAUUAUGGACCAGCUAAGGGAGGCAAGAUGAAGAAGGACCCUAACGCCCCCAAAAGGCCACCGUCUGGAUUCUUCCUGUCCUGUUCAGAAUUCCGCCCCAAGAUCAAAUCUACAAACCCUGGUAUCUCCGUUGGAGAUGUGGCAAAGAAGCUGGAUGAGAUGUGGGAUAACUUAAGUGACAGUGAAAAGCGGCCUUACGACAACAAGGCGGUGGAGCUAAAGGAGAAGUACGAGAAGGAUGUCGUCGACCGUAAGUCUAAAGGAAAGUUUGAUGGCGCAAAAGCGCCUGCAAAAGUUGCCCGGAAAAAGGUGGAAGAGGAAGAUGAAGAAAAUGAGGAGGAAGGGGAGGAGGAGGAGGAGGAAGAGGAGGAAUAAAAAAAAAAAAAGAACUGUUUAUCUGUCUCCUUAGAGUAGGGAGCACUGUCAUUGGCACCUCUCUUAUUUGAGGCGGGUCUGUUGCCCUCGUUAAGUUUAAUUACACAGCUGGGUCAUGGUCAUAUUGUAGUCUCUUCAAAGUGCUCUAGAAAUUGUCAGUGGUUUACAUGAAGCGGCCAUGGGGGUCCGGAGCACCCUGAAACGUAUCAGAGUUGUACGUAUGUCCAAACAUUUUUAUUUUUAUUUUAUAAUUUUUUUUUUAACAUUUAUUUAUUUUUGAGACAGAGAGAGACAGAGCAUGAACAGGGGAGGGGCAGAGAGAGAGGGAGACACAGAAUCUGAAACAGGCUCCAGGCUCUGAGCUGUCAGCACAGAGCCCGACGCGGGGCUCGAACUCACGGACCGUGAGAUCAUGACCUGAGCCGAAGUCGGCCGCUUAACCGACUGAGCCACCCAGGUGCCCCUCUCCAAACAUUUUUAAAAUGAGAAGGCUCUCGUGUUCUCCGCACUCUGUGCACUUUGCUGUUGGUGUGACAAGGCUUUUAGGGAUGUUUCUGCCAUUUUCCCCUUUGAAUUUGUAAGGUGGUGUUAACUCUAUGGUUAUGGGCUAGAAAUCCUGAGUUCUCAACUGUACAUAUCUAUAGUUUGUAAAAAAAAAAAAAAAAAAAAAAAAAGGACAAAACCA
Molecule: messenger RNA, 1644 nt
Organism: Panthera uncia (snow leopard)
Lineage: Eukaryota; Metazoa; Chordata; Mammalia; Carnivora; Felidae
Product: high mobility group protein B3-like
Biological process (GO): regulation of transcription by RNA polymerase II
Cellular component (GO): nucleus
Molecular function (GO): DNA binding, bending
Source: RefSeq, a predicted model, not a curated record